Molecule: messenger RNA, 4046 nt
Organism: Myxocyprinus asiaticus (Chinese sucker)
Lineage: Eukaryota; Metazoa; Chordata; Actinopteri; Cypriniformes; Catostomidae
Gene: coro7
Product: coronin 7
Exons: 28
Coding region: 58-2829 (923 amino acids)
Molecular function (GO): protein binding
Source: RefSeq, a predicted model, not a curated record
UUCAUAACACACACAACAGACACCCGGAAGGUGGAAACGCGCGUCCAACAGUGCAGAAUGAAUCGUUUCAAGACGUCCAAAUUCAAGAAUACCACUCCGAAAAUCCCCAAGAAAGAUGGUUGGAUUGCUAAUGUACGAGGAGGUUCCUUCUCUUCUCAGGGCAACCACAUCAAAUCCAGCUGCAUUCUUGUGGCCUUCAACACAGAUCAAGCUGGUGGUGGAAUGGUCGGCCUGUCUUCGGUGAAUCCUGAAUCUGAUGGGAAGUGGAUUGUGACCCAGAUUCCAUGUCACGCUGACCAGGUGACUGAUCUGGACUUCUCGCCAUUUGAUGACUACCUCCUGGCAACCUGCUCAUCAGAUGAGACGGUGAAACUGUGGCGUGUGUGUGAUCCGGAUCAGAAUCAGCCGAGCAGUCCUGAGGUGACUCUGAGUCCGGGAGACGGCCGACUGGAAAUUGUUCUCUUCCACCCUGCGGCCUCCGGUCUGAUUGCUGUGGCAUCCUCAAGAGGGGUUCAGGUGUGGGACACCACGAGAGACUCCGCCCUGACAGUACUGGAACAGCACGCCGAUCAGCUACAGGGUUUGGCCUGGAAGGAAGAUGGCUCUCUGUUGGCUUCAUCCUGCAAGGACAAAAAGCUGCGGAUCUUUGACCCGCGGGCCCAGCCGUCAGCUGUUCAGUGCGCUCAAGGCCUUCAAGGUAAUAAAGACUCUCGCAUCCUCUGGGUUAAAGAUGACAACUUACUCACCACUGGCUUUAAUCAGGUACGUCAGCAGGAAGUGAGGCUCUGGGACAGCAGGAAGUUGAGCUCGGCUCUCAGCUCCGUGUCUUUGGCCACCUCCAAUGCGACCCUAAUGCCUCUGUUUGAUCCAGACUCUGGACUACUUAUAGUGUCCGGAAAUGGUGAGAGCGUAAUCGACUGUUUUGAGGUAGCUGCCAGUGAGCCCUCCCUGUCUCAAGUGAGUCACUGUUUAACGGACGCGUCGACCCGCGGUGUGGCCCUGGUGCCCAAACUCGCUCUGGAUGUCAGCGUCUGUGAGGUUUUGCGUGUGAUGCAGCUCACGGACAACUUCAUAGUGCCCAUCAGCUACCAGGUGCCUCGCAAGGCAGGACAGGACUUCCAUGCGGACUUGUAUCCGGACACUAUAGGUCACACUCCGGCCAUGACGGCGGCUGAUUGGUGGACAGGAGAAAACAAACAGGUGGAGAGAGUCAGUCUACACCCAAACAAGAGGCCAAAGCCCAACACUGCACCAACUAAAGAGACGUCGCCAAAGGAUCUGCCCCGUGGCAAGAGCAAAGAGAAGGCUUCAACAUCCAGCAGUCCCUUGAGCACCCCCAGCAGCAGUGCCGCCCCAUCACGUUCUCCGUCCUCAACCAGCGGUCUGUCGUCUGGCUUCCUCCCAAGUCCAAGCCCGAGUCAGAGUGCCCGCGCCAUCCAGAACAUGCUUGGUCCGAGUUCGAAGUUCCGUCACAUCCAGGGAAGCGUUCUGCACCGAGACACCCACAUAACCAACCUGAGGGGACUUCACCUGACCACACCAGGAGAGUGUGAUGGAUUCUGUGCUAACGGGCAGCGUGUAGCAGUUCCACUCGCUAUCACCGGAGGACAGAUUGCUGUGUUUGAGAUGUCCCAGCCAGGGAAGCUGCCAGACACGGCCCUCCCUACUGUCCAGAACUCAGUCAAUGUGGCCGACUUCUGCUGGGACCCGUUUGACCCAUACAAACUGGUUGUGGCUGGUGAUGAUGCCAAAAUCCGCGUGUGGCAGAUUCCUAAAGGAGGCCUGACGGAGACUCUGACUGAGCCGGAGUGUAUUUUGCAGGGACACACUGAGAAGAUCUACUCCAUCAAAUUCCACCCUCACGCAUCUGGCCUGCUGGCGUCCUCGUCAUAUGAUCUUACAGUACGACUGUGGAACCUGGAGACCAGAGAAGAGAUCAAACGACUCAGUGGACAUCAGGAUCAGAUAUUUGGAAUGGCUUGGAGUCCAGAUGGGAAACUGUUGGCCACUGUGUGUAAGGAUGGAAAAGUGCGCCUGUACAACCCACGCGGAUCCACUCUGCCUAUCCAGGAAGGCCCAGGGCCUGAGGGCCAGAGAGGGGCUCGUGUAGUGUGGGUACGUGAUGGCAAGUACCUGCUGGUGUCUGGAUUCGACAGUCGCAGUGAAAGGCAGCUGUACCUGUUCUCCGCUGACUCCUUGGCCUCCGGUUGUCUGGCUUCAGCCCCCGCUGAUGUGUCUCCCUCCACCCUUAUCCCGUUCUAUGACCCCGACACCAGCGUCCUCAUACUUACUGGGAAGGGUGACACAAGGGUGUAUAUAUACGAGAUCGUUCCAGAAGCGCCGUAUUUUAUGGAAUGUAGCAGCUUUCAUUCCUCUGAACCACACAAGGGAUUGUGCUUCCUGCCGAAGACUGAAUGUGAUGUUCGUGAUGUUGAGGUUGCUCGAGCCAUCAGACUCAGCAAGACCACCAUUGAACCCCUGGUCUUCAGAGUGCCUCGUGUCAGAAAAGAGUUUUUCCAGGAUGAUGUGUUCCCUGACACUGCAGUGUGGUGGGAGUCGUCUCUGACCGCGGCUGCCUGGCUCUCAGGAUCCAACGGACAACACCGCAAAAUCAGCCUGCGACCCAAAAACAUGACGCCCGUGAGUGAAGCACCAAAAGAGGCUCCAGUGAGAAAAUAUCUGCCCUCCUCUGUCUAUCUGGAGGAGAAAACUGAUGAACAGAAGAAAGAGGAGUUGCUCAGUGCUAUGGUUGCUAAGCUGGGUAACAGAGAAGAUCCACUGCCACAGGAGUCUUAUGAGGGAGUGGAUGAAGACGAGUGGGACGACUAAUCAUAAGCUUUGCCUUGCGGUCCAGUCAGGGUGCCAACAGCAGACAAAGCAUUCCAGGGUGCCAAGAAACCUCUGAGCCACAAAAACAAACUCCUCGAUGCUCCUCAGCUUCAUCUCCAUACUUCAGAUUCACUCUCAUACACUCCAGUGCCUCUGUUUGCCUUCAGAAUAAAACAAAUCUUAAUCAGUAUUUUUGUCCUGUGUUCCUUAUAAACUAUCUAAACAUCUUUCAAAUAAGAUACAUUUAUUAAAAAAUCUGAAUUGUGUCAUAUAUUAAGAGUAGUUUUCAGAGAAUAUAUUGUAAAGUUUAUUUUUCAAAGCCCAUUGCCAAUGUGUUUUUUUUCUUGCUUUAAGAAUACAUUUAGGUUUAUGCUUAAACAAGAAAAAUAAUCUACCGAUGGGGUCAAAUAAAUCUUAAUUUAGAGUACAAAGAAGUCUUAAUCUAUAAAUGCAGUUUUUCUUUGCAAGUUCAAGUCUUUUCAUCUUGUUUUAAAGAUGUUUAGAUAUUUUUUAAUGGACAUGAGAUAAAAAUGAUUUUUUGCAGUCUGGCUUGUCAUCUCGUUGUAUUGGUUUAACUGGCAAAAAAAUAUGUGUUAAAUAUGACUCUUCACACAUUUAAAUGUAUCAGUUCAUCUCAAAUGCAUGACGCACAUACAUUGAUCUAGACUUAAAUUGCUAUACAGGGUCAGAAACAAUUGGAAUUUUUCUGUGAAGUUUUUAAUGACGGACAUCAGAUUUGUAUUGUACAUGUAUGAAACCUGCAUGAUUCCUUGUUCUUUAACCCUAAAAAUAAUUGGACUAUUUUAUCAGUGAAACCUGCACUUCAUACUCCGAAUCUGUUAAAAAAAUAAAUAAAAAAAUAAAUAAAAAAAAUAAAAAAAAUCGUUUUUUUUAUUUUGUCUUGUUUUCCAGUAUUUACAUUUUCUGCUUUAAAAAAAAAAGAAAAGAAAAAAAACGUAAUUUACUGGAUUUUCUCUGAAAACAAGUCUUAACAUCUUACACAGUUUUGCUUCUCAACUAAAUGUUUAGAUAUUUUUACUGGAAAACAAGACCGAAAUACUUGAAAAUGAUCUCGAUAAGAAAGCGUGCCAUCAUUUGAUUAUUAAAACGUGAUUGAAUCGGUUCUUGUACUUUUAUAUUGUGGUAAUUUGUAGGUUUAAAUAUCUUCACUUCUGGGUGUGAGCGACUAUUCAAGUAAAUUUAACAUAACUCUUUAA